Petromyzon marinus (sea lamprey) is the source of this 1561-nucleotide messenger RNA. NCBI's taxonomy places the organism in Eukaryota, Metazoa, Chordata, Hyperoartia, Petromyzontiformes, Petromyzontidae. The record is from RefSeq and is a predicted model, not a curated record.
CGAGGGCGGAGUCGAGUUUUGGCCAAUGGCGUGCGAGGAUCGGUUGGGCUGGGCUUAUCCGCGCUGUGGUUUUUGAAACCCGUUCAGGGUCCGCACGGGGAGCGAUGUCGCGUGUCGGCUCAAUGCGGGGGCUCGGCAACCCGAACAUCCUCAACAAGAGAGUGCCGCAGAACCCCAAGUAUAAGAAUGUCAAGUCUAAGCUGGACACGGGAAGCAGCCUCACCAAGUAUAUGGAGAGAUUGGAAGAUAUGAGGACCAGUAAGUCAUACACCACAGUGUACAGAUUAUUAUUGCUGAUUAAAUACUGCCUACAAACGUGGGUUUCAGAGUUACAGAAUCCACAGAUAUCCAUAAUUUUGCUCAUAGUUCUGCAAGUUGCUUCACUUACUGAAGAUCCCACAUUGGGGGAGAUCAUGCAAAUGGAAGGGCCGUCGUGCCCUCAGACAGACCGCCUCGACACGCCGAGCGGAGGCGACGCGGUUGUGGCGACUGCUCGCUCCACACUACAGAGUGUGAUCAGUGGGCUCGGGGAGAUGGACCUGACAGGGACGAACGGCUCCGCAGAGAAGCAGCAGCCACUGUCGCUGUCUCGACAGCAGAAGCGCAGUGAGGCUUCCAAAGAUCAACCCUACCCUGACUGCCCGUACCUGCUGAUGGACCUGCGUGACAGAGAUGCCUACGAGCAGUGUCACAUCAUAGGCGCGGCCAGCUACCCAAGUGCCAUGCUGUCCCGGAGUUUUAAUCAAUACACCAAGGAGAUGCUUGAAUAUAAAAAUGCUACGGGAAAAAUCAUCAUUGUUUAUGAUGAAGAUGAGAGGAUUGCGGCGGUGGCAGCCACGACAAUGUGUGAAAGAGGUUUUGAAAAUCUCUACGUUCUUUCCGGAGGUCUAAAGGUGCUAGCCCAGAAGUUUCCUACAGGCCUGACGACCGGCUCCCUUCCGCCCCAACUGCUGGCGCCACCCAACCGGAAAGCGAGACCGUCCCGCCCCUCCAAUUCCUCCACUUCCCCGGUGACCCCUGUCGUGCCGGACAGCCCAGUGUCUGCUGGAAACAAGCAGCGCUUUGGAUACGAUGAACUGGAGCGCAUCCGACACUACCUGGAUGACGGCUUCACCUUGUCCGACACGAGCAGCCAGUUCAGUCGCGCAUCCACCUCAAGGUCCCUGGGCAGCGCCACCUCCUCCAAGGCCCCCUCGACGGCCGGCAGUAUCAGCGCACGGUCACUGAUCAGCUCUGCGGCCACCGUCAAGCCGUGGAAGUGACGGCGCCUGCUCAAUAUGCCAGGCGGUGGACACACCAUGUACAUGUCUGUCCUCUGCUGCAUGUGGGCCUCCACCCCUUGCAAAUAUUGGGGUUAUUUGACCAUACUUUUAUCACGCCGGUCAGUGCCGGUUCAUGAAGGUGGGAAGCUUAAUUGUGGGAGCAUUGUACGGCAUAGCAGUGGAUUUUGCUGCUUUGUCCUCUUCUGCCCAUAUUGUAGCCCCAUAGCAGCGUGUAACACCCAGUUCAUGCGUGUUGGUCACCCAAGCACUCUUCAGGCGCCUGCUUAGCUUCCAUGGUC